AUGAAAAGCGCAGCAGCAGCCUCCAGCGACGCCCCGCGGGGCCCCGCGGCGGCUCUCGCGCCAGUCAGCAGCACUUCUGCAAAAGUUGAAUCCGCCAGGAAAGCUGACGGCCCGAAGCCCCCAGCAGCAGAAGAAGCCGAGGAAGCAGCAGCAGACGAUAAGGGAGAAGCAGCAAAUCAAAAAGAAGCAGCAGUUCCCGCGUCUGUACAGUCCGCAAAAGAAACCCAAAAAAUUGAUGGCAAGGCGGCAAGCAAGCCACCAGCUGCGGCCCCAGAUAAGGCAGCAGCAAGAUGGUUAGCAGCAUCAGGAGCAGCGGCUCGUGAUGCAGCAGCAAAACCAGCAACUGAAGCAGCAACUGCAGCAGCAGCAGCUGCAGCAGCUGCAGCAGCAACCAAAGUUGCAGCAGCAGAAGCACUUGAGGCAAUCGCCGCAUCGGAGGCGGUGUCUGAAGGAGCAGCAGAAGCGCGUGUAGCAGAAGAGGAGGAAGCGGCCACGAAAGCUGCAGCAGCAGCAGCAGCAGCACUGGCAGCAGCAGCAGCAGCAGCAGAAGUAGCAGAAGCAGCAGCAACAGCUGCAGCAGCAGAUGACGAACUAGCCCGCGCAUCAGGAGACGAGGGCGCGGCCAAAGCAGCAGCAGAGACAGCAGCAGAAGCCGCAGGCGAGAAGGACUCGGACGCCUCAACAGCAGCAGCCACCACAGCAGCAGCAGCAGCAGCAGCAGCAGAGCCGCAGCACACUCGCCGCAGGCGGAAGCAGCGAGCUGCUGCUCUCCCGCGCCGCUCGCUGCCCGCCAGAGACAGCCGCGUUGCUGCUGCGCUGCAGAAUCAAUUUGUGGCGGAGUGCGAGCGCCACGGCUGGCGCAGCAGCUGCAGCAGCAGCAGCAGCAGCCAGUCGUCUGCGGAGAGCAGGGCCGGCAGGAGACGGCCCGGGAGGCAGACGGGAGCUGCUGCUGCUGCUGCUGCUGAAGCAACGAAAGGAAGCAGAUUGGGUUUGCAGAAAGGGCGGAGGCGUGGGACUGCAGCAGCAGCAGCAGCAGCAGCAGCACCUGCUGCUGCUGGUGCUGCUCAAGGAGCUGGCCGGCGGCGGCGGCGGCGCAUGCAGUCCGAGGGGAGCAGCUCGAAAGCAGCAGCAGAAUCAAGAGCAGCAAGCUUAGCAGCAGCAGCAGCAGCAGCAGCAGCAAGGGACCCCCCGCCUACGGACUGCGGGCGGCCCCGCCGGCACGCAGCAGCAGCAGCAGCAGCAGCAAUUCUUGCUGCUGCUGCGCCUCCGUCGGAAGGUUACCUGGUCUUUGACAUUCCGCGGAAAGCUGCAGCUAAAAGCGCCGCCAAAGCAACCAAAAGAGCAGCAGCAGCAACAGCAGCAGCAGCAGCAGCAGCAAGCGACGUGAGCAGCAGAAAAGAGCCUGGCAGCAGCGAGCGCGCUUUGGCUGACAGCCGCCGCCUCAAGAAGGCCAAAAGAGAAGCUGAAGACAACACUUUAAACAGCAGCAGCAGCAGCAGCAGCAGCAGCAGCAGCAACGGCAACGCGGAGCAGGAAGAAGUGCCUUCGACUUGCCCAGACUCCAAAGAGGAUUCCAACGCGACGGAGAACGGGAAAACUGCCAAACCAGCAGCAGCAGCAGCAGCAGCAGCAGCUGCUGCUGCUGCUGCUGCAGCCCCAUCCCCAGCAGCAGCAGCAGACUGCGAAGGCGAGCGGGAUGCUGAGGAGCUGCGGGUGGUGGAGGAGGGAAUUUUGGAGGCGGAGAAAAAAGAAAAAAGAAAAAAAGAAAUUCAACUCCAACUCCAGCUCGAAGUCGAGUCUCUCAAUUAA
Messenger RNA from Eimeria tenella, 1809 nucleotides. RefSeq lists its product as uncharacterized. The record is from RefSeq and is a predicted model, not a curated record. Bases 1 to 1809 code for a protein of 602 amino acids. The transcript has 5 exons. NCBI's taxonomy places the organism in Eukaryota, Apicomplexa, Conoidasida, Eucoccidiorida, Eimeriidae.